Messenger RNA from Clunio marinus, 483 nucleotides. Lineage: Eukaryota; Metazoa; Arthropoda; Insecta; Diptera; Chironomidae. The record is from the annotation of a GenBank genome assembly.
AUGGACAGAACGGCUAAUAUGAAUAAUUUUGAAAGUUGCAUGAAAGCAAAAAAUUGUGUGAACAGAAACGUAGAAAGAUCGGAAAGAUUUUGCGUAAGUUGUCGUAAUCAUGGUAGAAAAGUUCGCAUUAACGGUCACAAAAAUUUUUGUCCAUAUCGCGAUUGUCAAUGUGAACAUUGCUUGUUGGUUCAAUCAGCGCGAGAAUUAACACUAAAAGAACGGAAACUACAACGAAAAACUAAAUUAAAUCAAGACAAUGUUGUUGAGAUGAAGUCUGUUAAAUAUAUGGAUAGUCGAAAUUGUAUGAAUUUGGAAAAUGAAAAAUCAAGUGAAGUCGAAUCAAAAUUAGGUGAAACUUUCUCGGAAGAAGAAUUGACUGAGGCAUUCGAAGGAAACAACUUUAUAUCAGAUUUUGAUAAAAUAAUGGAAAACGGUUCAGAAUGGCUAAAUAAUAUCAGCAGUAUGGAAUCCAAACAUUUCUGA